UAAAUAUAGUAUCAUAAAUUAUGGGACAUGCUGUAUAUAUGUGUGCGGGUUUUGUGUGAGGAAUGGAAAAGAGGGAUAGAAGAAUCAAUUUCAAGCAAAGGAAAAUAAAAAAUGCAAUAAAAAAUAUAAAAAGAAAACCUUUCUGCAUGUGAGCCACUGACACCAUUAUCACUGGGGUUCUUGUUGAGAAGGUACUAUUGUGUAAAGUCAUUGUGUAAAGUUUUCAACAUGCAGCCAUCAUACUUCUGGAAACGAAACAAUGAAAAUAAAAGAGAAAAGCAAGGUCCCUCUGUAUUUAACCUUUGAGCAAUUGGCCCCAAAAAUCAGUACACAUCGUUCUAUAGUGAUACUUAGACAUUAUGCAUACUUCCAAAGCAAUAGCUAUUAUAUUGUAUCAUGUAGCGUCUGGGAAUAGUUUUACUAAUUAAUUCUGAAAGGUUUGAAAGUAUGUAGUUACUUAUAAUUUUAUUACUUAAAGAGUCCAGAAACCAUUUUCAAUUUUCAGUGUCAGUGAACUUCCUCUUGAUUUCUGCGGAAGAGCAAAUGUUUAUAGCUUCUGUUAAUGUUAGGGAAUGUUGGUAUUAAUCGAGGUUUUAUGGAAGACUACACUUUCCUGUCACUAGACCGAGACGGCAACUCACUUUUCACAUUUAUAGUGAAAUGAAAAGAAACUUAAUAAACGCAUUUCUCAUAAAUGUGUCAGGCCUGCAUGCCUUGAAAAAAAUGAUUUAUUUCCAAACAAAGUUUACAAGACUGUCUUGCUCUUCUACUUGAUGUAUAUAUCAUUUAUGUAAACAAAAGGCAGCAACGAAUGAAAAUAAUUUCUUCAUGAUAAAUGUGUAAAAGUAUUUGUAAAGUAAUCUAAAAACAAGACUACUGAUCUUCAUUUGUUUAUGUGUGACUAAUAGAUGGCGCUUCAAAUUAGAAAAGUGUACAAGGAAGUUCAACUUACCCGGGUGACAUAAGAUUCGUUUUGUGUAUUUGCGAUUUAAUUUGUGUAUGACUGACAUAUAAACGUGACUUUGGCAACAUACGUUUUACUUAUUACAGUGUUUUGUCUUCAAUUUAUGUAGGAGAUUAUUUCAAAAUUUGAAAGUGUUGCACUCAUAAUAGGAAAGUGUAGAAGGAAGUUCAACUUACCCGUGUGACAUAUGACUCGUUUUGCGUGUGUAUGACGGACAUAUAAAUACGACUUUGAUGCCAUCUCACAACCAAAGUGCUCCGGAAUGAUUAAAUGAAACAGUAUCAAAUAGGCCUUCUUUCCCUGCAAACAACCGCUGACAUUAAAGGAGUGUUUGCGCAUUUAGUGUUCUUCAAGCUGCACGCAUAGUCAAAAAUGGCGGUUCAGACGGAUAGGCGGCAUUAUACGUACAGGAUCCUGUCACUUAUAAUUGAUGUAGGCGGCCAUAUGUAUCGUACAAUUCUUACCACUGAAGCUGAGAAUACAUACGGUACAGUGCAGGCGUUUUUGUCACAUAGUAGAAGUUUAAUUAACAACAGAGGAAGAAGACUAAACCUUAUCAGCAAAAGUCAAUUCGACGUGAUGUUCCCGAAUAAUUCAGCAGCUUCGUCGGCUGAUGGAUUUGACAUGAUGCUUCUAACAUUCCUGCUGAGGAACAUCUGUCCUUCUUUUCGCGAGAGCAAAACAUGGCAGAAGAAACUUGACACACUACCACCUAAUGACUUAUCCGAUGUAGCUGACUUAGUUCGUAUAAGAGAAUAUAGAAAUAAGUUCGUUCACAGAGUUUCGAAUACCAAGACUGCUUUUACUGAAAAUACAUUUAAUGACUUAUGGAAUGACAUAACAGAAGUAAUAUACAGGCUUCAACGUACAUACAACGUUCCAAACCUGAAUAUUCGUAUUAACGAAAUAAGAAACGAGGCUCUGGACAAUCAACGAGAGGAAGAACUCAAACCCAAGAAAGAACAGUUCAAGACUGAACUUCAAAGAUGGGAGGAAAUGGACCAUGAAAUGAUGAAAUCUAUUGUCCAGGAGAGUUCCGAUAUUAACGGUACACUUGGUGAUAUGCCAGUUAAACCAGAACCCACAUGUCCUUCAAACUUGGCGUUAGGUGGCAGGUUAGGGAGAGGUGCAUUUGGUGAAGUAUUUCUUUGUUUUGAUAAAGAUACUGGUCGAGACCUAGCUGUAAAAAAGGUGAAACUGCACAGUCAAAAUGCUAAGGUUUCAAAGGAGGAAAGUGCAUUAAAGAAUGAGAUGUCUAUGUUACAGAACCUUCAACAUGAGAGAAUUGUCCAAUAUUAUGGCUACUCAUCUAGUACAAGUGAGAUCUGUAUCUUUAUGGAAUAUAUGCCAGGGGUAAGUCAUAGACACAGAAGUAGUUAUAUACCAGGGGGAUCAAUCUCUGACACAAUAAAUAAACAUGGAUCUUUAAAAGAACCAGAAGCUGCCAAGUAUACUCAACAGGUGCUUGAAGGCCUCGUCUACUUACAUGAAAAUGGGAUAGUCCAUAGGGAUAUUAAAGGUGCAAACGUAUUACGAGACAGGACCGGCAAUGUGAAGUUGGCAGAUUUUGGUAUAAGUAAACGAUUACAAACUAUAGGUAGUGUGUCAGGACACAAGUCUUUCCCGGGAACACCGCACUGGAUGGCUCCAGAGCUGAUCAGAGGAGAAACUUACGGGGUAAAAGUCGAUAUUUGGAGUGUUGGAUGUACUCUUGUCGAGAUGUUAACAAAGGAACCUCCUUGGGCUGAAUUGGAACCCUGUGCUGCCAUCUAUAAAAUAGGGACUGAGGAUUUUCCGCAAUUUACGCUUCCGAAUGAUUUAUCUCCUUGCGUUGAUGACUUUUUGAGACUGACGUUUAAACGCAUUCCUGGAGAACGACCUUCUGCUGAGGAUUUGUUACUGCAUUCGUUUGUCUUAGAGGGGCAGAGGCGGAGCUGUACUUGGCAGAGAGGAAAAUAAAUGCUUAUAGCAUUUAGGGCCAGUGUAAAUUGAUUUCUAUAUUCAGAUUGGUAAAGAAAGUAAAGAAAGGAGGUUCUAAUUAAAACCAACUUCCGAAUUGUUGUAGUUGUUCGGAAACAAUAAAUAUAUUUUAUUUUCAGCCUAAAAGUAGGCAAUGAAAAUAGAUUUUGAGAAACAUUUAGUUGCCAUUAUAUGUGCACAUUUAAUUGUAUGUUUUAUGUGAAACAGACGAAGGAAAUGCACACGUUACAGUCUGUUAAAUUGAAGAACGACAUUACAACAUGAUUAAUUUUGAACAUGAUUUGAAUUAACACAUUUUGCAGGGUUAAUUUGAAAUAGAUUAUUAAAUAAGUACAUUUUCAGUGAAAGCAUGCUUAAUUUCGCCCAGAACUUACAAGUUUAUAAUUAUGCACAUUACAGCAAAAUUAAUUAGGCACGCAUUUUAUUCAUUUGUUUACACAAAUUGCCACAUUGUUAAUUUAAAACAGGAUAUCCAGGUAAUUUGCAUAUUUAACCAUAAUCAAACUAACAAUCCGCUAACAAUCUGGCAGUUGUAGGUUAUAAUUCUGAGUGAGACGCAUUUCCAUGGUGACUAAAGUAAAUGUAUCCAGGUAUUUUGCCCUUACUUCCUUUUGAUGAAAUUGUCAGUUAUUUUCCAAGAAAGAGGAUAAUGCUUGUAAUGUAUCCAGGACUUUUUUUAUGAAAUGACUUCUAUAAAUAAUUGAAAUAUGGUUGGAAGAUGCUGUCCCCACCCCAAGACAAACAUACACCUAUUAAAAGAGGGGAAAACGGUCACAUCUCAGCAGCAGCAAGUAAUGAAAGUCUUGGUUUAUUUUUCACUGAAUACCAAGAAGAUCUGCACAUGUUAGCAUGUUCAGUAUAAAUUAAAGUAAGUUUAAUUGGUAUUAAUAAGAAGAUUAAUAGUGGUUUAGUUUAAAGAAUGGAUCAGAAAAUAGGGCACAUUUUUCAGGAUGAUUUCUUGGAAACUUUAAUAAGUAAACAUUCACCACUGCAUGUACUGUUGAUAUAGUUCGUAAUUAUUAAACUUAUGGCAUAAUUUAUUUGAAAAAAAGAUCGAACUGUGUCAGACUUAUUUUUAAACUAAUAUUGAAAAAAUAUUUGUUUACAUUUGUGGUAGAAAAAUACUUAAAUGUAUUUCAUAGCUUGUACAAAAUGAUACUUUUGAAAAAUAGACAUGGAUCUGCUUUCACCAUUUGGUGAUAUUUAGUUUGCACAUUUUGUUUUGAUGAGUCAAUUGAUGGGUGCCUUAUAUAUACUGUGAAAUUGUAAAUAUUUGUGUGGAUAAAUGUUCAUGGAUUUUGUUGUUGCGUCAAUCCAUCAAAGUAUAAAGCCAAUGAAUAAGUAAACUUACCAAGGCUACAUAAUAUUAUCUUUAAAGAUUGAAGUAAACAAAUUCAUAUCCCUUGUUAAUGGCCAUUUUGGUCAAAACCAUCAAAUGUCAUGUCCACAAAAUAAAAUUAUUUCACAUUAGGUAGAGUGAAUGGUGUCCAGGCUAGUACACCAUAGUGUCAGUUGUAACAGUCCACAUAAAGAUGUUAGAAAUUUCAACAUUUUUUUUGUACACAACUAAGGCACAUGCAAAAAAGGAGCAUUUUAUUACUCGAUUUUCACUGAAUAAUUAAAAAUGUUAGAACGAAAUAUAUCUGGUAAUUUCAUGGUGAAAGAUGUCAGUUAUAUUUAACAUUGGUACAGAACUACAAAAUGCGUUACAUUUUGUUAAAAUCCAUUUGUUUCUUUAAGAAAUAUUGAAGAAACGUGACAGGUACACAAUGGAAGAUAAAUUACCACUUGUUCAAUAUCCAUAGUACAUAUUUACCGAACUCCGCGUUUUAGGUAUGAGAUGCGCGAUUGAAAUGGGUUAGUCUAUUUUCUCGUUCAUGACCAUGGUUCUUAUAGAAUUCCUAGGAGAAGGGUAUAACAUGUACAGAGGCAUUUUUUUCUGGUCUGGUGCCAGUGGUAGGUCAUAUUCAACUGGUUCCCUAGAACAGUGUUCCAAAAUUGUAGAAUAGUUUUCUGAAAUUGUUGUUAUUGCGAUGAGGUAGAACAUAUUCCUUUGGCUCUCUAGAACAUUGUUCCAAAAUUUUAGAAUAGCUUUCUGAGAUUGUUGUCAAAGAGAUAAAGUAGGCCAUAUUCCAUUGGCUCCCUAGAACAGUGUUCCAAAAGUUUAGAAAAGUUUUCUGCAUGUGUUGUCAUUGAGAUAAAGUAGGUCAUAUUCCACUGACUCCCUAGAACAGUGUUCCAAACUUUUAGAAUAGUGUUCUGAAAUUGUUGUCAUUGAGAUAAAAUCGGUAAUAUUCCUUUGGCUCUCAAGAACAGCGUUCCAAAAAUUUAGAAUAGUUUUCUGAAAUUGUUGUCAUUUGGACGAAGUAGGACAUAUUCAACUGGCUGCCUAGAACAUUGUUCCAAACUUCUAGAAUAGUUUUCUGAAAUUGUAGUCAUAUAUUGAGAUGAAUUAGGACAUAUUCCAUUGGCUCACUAGAACAUCCUUCCAAAAUUUUAGAAUAGUUUCUGAAAUCGUCAUUUAGAAAAAGUAGGCUAUUACUCUGGCUCCCUAGAACAUUCUUCCAACAUUUUAGAUCGGUAUUCUGAUAUUGUUGUCAUUGGGACAAAUAGGUCAAAUUCCAUUCAUACCCUAGAUCAUUGUUCCAACAUUUUAGAAUAGUGUUCUAAAAUUGACGUCAAUGGGAUGAAACUGGACCCUUUACUGCUCUGGUAACCAGCCUUAUUGAGAUCAUCAGUAACAGAUAGGAACCAAGACCUAACUUUCUAUUGUUGCAAUCAUAUAUUAUGCAACUUUUGUUGGCAGCAGAUUUUGCUAGAUAAUAUCUUAUAUACAGAAACAGAUUUUGUCCGAUUUCUAGUGGAGAAAUGAUUCAUUAAAAUCAAAAUACUUGCGAAAAACUAAUUUGAUUUACAGAUUUUAUUGUAAUUAUUUCAUCAACGAUUGUCAGAUAAUUAUUUUUGCUUGCAGCUAAUAUUUUCUCAUGUUAUCAGCGUGUGUAUAUUAUACCUUGGACUAUAGACUGACUAUUAUUCACAAAGGUUUUAUUAUUGGCUUAUAGUCCAGUUGUUUUAUAUUCAGUAAUAUUUGCAAUUUUAAUAUUUAUUAUUGUUUUAUGUCUCCCCCCGGAGACAUAUUGUUUUUGCCAUCUCCGUCCGUCCGUCCGUCCGUCCGUCACACUUCAUUUCCAAUCAAUACCUGGAGAAUCAUUUAUCCUAGAACAUUCAAACUUCAUACGGUGGUAUGGCUUAUGGAGUAGACGGCCCCUAUUGUUUUUGGGGUUACUUCGUCAAAGGUCAAGGUCACAGGGGCCUGAACAUGCAAAACAUUUUCUGAUCAAUAACUUGAGAGCCACUUGACCCAGAAUGUUGAAACUUCAUAGGAUGAUUGGUUAUGCAGAGUACAUGACCCCUAUUGAUUUGAUUUUAGGGUCACUCUUAUAUAAGUCAAGGUCACAGGGGCCUGAACAUUCAAAACCAUUUCCGAUCAAUAAUUUGAGAACCACUUGACCCAGAAUGUUAAAACUUUAUAGGAUAAUUGUUUAUGCAGAGAGUAGAUGACCCCUUUUGAUUUUGGGGUUACUCUAUUAAAGGUCAAGGUCACAAGGGCCUGAACAUGGAAACAAUUUCCGGUCAGUUACUUGAGAGCCACUUGACCCAGAAUGCUGAAACUUUAUAGGAUGAUCGAACAUGCACAGUAGAUGACCCCUAAUGAUUUUGGGAUUACUCUCUCAAAGGUCAUAGUCACAUGGGCCUGAACAUUGAAAACCAUAUUCGGUCAGUUAUUUGUGAACCACUUGACCCAAAAUGUUGAAACUUCAUAGGAUGAUUGGUCAUGCAGAGUAGAUGACCCUUACUUAUUUUAGGUUCACUUUAAUAAAGGUCAAGAUCACAGGGGCCUGAACAUGCAAAACCAUUUCCGAUCAAUAACUUGAGAACCACUUGACCCAGAAUAUUGAAACUUCACAGGAUGAUUGGGCAUGCAGAGUAAAUGACCCCUAUUGAUUUUGGGAUAACUCUAUUAAAGGUCAAGGUCACAGGGGCCUGAGCAUGAAAAACCAUUUCCAGUCAGUAACUUGAGAACCACUUGACUCAGAAUGUUGAAACUUCAUAGGAGGAUUGGAUAUGCAGAGUAGAUGAUCCACAUUGAUUUUGGGGUCACUCUAUGAAUGGCCAAGGCCGCAGUCGAUAGAACAUGGUAAUCCAUAUCCAGUCAUUUACUUGAGAACUAUUUGACCUAGAAACUUCAAAUAUCUUAGGGUGAUAGGACUUACAAAGUAGAUGACCAGUAUUGUUUUUAGGGUCAUUCCAUUAAAGGCCAAGGUCAUAGGGGCUGAACUCUUUUCAAUCAAUAACUUGAGAACCACUUAACCCAGAAUGUUGAUACUUAAUGAUUGGACAUGCAGAGUAGAUGACCCUACUGAUUUAAGGGCCACUCGAUCAAAGGUCAAGGUCACAGGGGUUUGAACAUGGAAAACCUAGUAGGAUGAUUGGACAUGCCAAGAUCCCUAUUGCAGCCAGCCAUCAGUGUCUCUUUGACUUUUGCUCCUGUCCCCUAUUGACUUCUUGCCUAAAUGACUAUGCACUGGGGGAGACAUGCGCAUUUCUACAAAUUUAAAGCAUUUUCUAGUUUUACUUAUGUUGGCAAACAGUUCAAAUCUUGUCAAAACAGCCAUGAAGAUUUUACUAGGAUUUUGAUUAAUCUCUUCAAGUAUUUCUAGCUAAUUAUCUUUUUUUGGGAGAAAUAUGCUCAACCCAGGUCAUGAGGUCAGAGGUCAAGGUCACAGAGGUCAAAGAUGCAGUAGGUUAAAUUUGUGUCCGCUACGGAUCGUCUUAACCACAGGAACGAGUUUCAUGAAUUUAAAAUCAAUUGUUAACCACAUUAAGACAACUUGCAGGUCUUGCAUCUUGCAAAGUCUCUCUUAAUAGGCAUCGUUGAUAAUAAAAUUUAGCAUAAUAAAAUAUUUCUGAUAUGUUGUAAUAGAAAACAAUAAUGGCAAAUUAUUUGUAAAGUAAACCAGGCUGUUAACUAUUCAGUUAUGUAAUAAAAGUGAUGUGAAUAUUACCCAAUCUACUUUUGAAGUCCCCAUGGCCAAGACUUAAAUUAAGAAAAUCUAUGCAAUUUUUAUACUUUUUUGUACAGACUUCAUCAAUACCAUUGUUUCCGCAUAUUGUCAGAAAUAAAUAACUUGUUAGCUUUUACUUAAACUUAGACAGUGUUGUCAGUAGAUUCAAUUUGUCAACUGUUUCUGUAUUCACAUCAGUGACUUCAUGAUUUGUCAGAAAUUUCCAGAUUGCCAGAAACAAAAUUUUUGCCAUACUCAGAAAAUAGUAUUUCAUAUAAAAUAAAUCUAUUUGUUAUUUUGCAAAAAUAAAUAUAUUUGUGUUAAGUGUCAGACUUUUUGUUUGACUUAUUAUGUUAAGUUGUGUAUUUGUUAAAGGUGAGGCUAUAACAAGAUAAUUUCCGAGGUAGAUAAGCAUUACAGUCAAACCUGUCAUAAUGGUCAUCUGUAUUAAGCAGCCAUUUGCCUUAGGCAGCCUGUCUGUGAGCUUUUCUCUAAAGUUCCAAAAUUGAUUUUUCAUUCUAAUUUCAACCAAACCUAAGUAGCCAUCUGCAACCGCAUUGUAUCAUUUCCUUUGCUGGCUGCUUAAUACAGGUUUGACAGGAUGUAUUAAAAUGUAUUGUACUAAGGCAAAUGAAAGUAUCGUAAUAAGGCAAAUGUAAGUACAGUCAAACCUCUGUAAAAGACCACCUCUGAAGAGAGACCACCUGACUCUAAAGACCACAUGUUUUGCUUCCCAUUUUAUGAUUCACAGUGGAUUUUAAUCUGUGAAAAAAGACCACCUCCCAAUAAAGACCACAUUUUGAUUCUUCCAAGUUUGACUGUAUUGUGAUAAGGCAAAUGAAAGUAUCAUAAUAAGGCAAGUGUAAGUAUCAUAAUAAGGCAAAUGUAAGUAGUGUAAUAAGGCAAAUGUAAGUAUCAUAAUAAGGCAAAUGUAAGUAGUGUAAUAAGGCAAGUGAAAGUAUCGUAAUAAGGCAAAUGUAAGUAUCGUAAUAAGGCAAAUUAUAGUAUCGUAAUAAGGCAAAUGUAAGUAUUGUGAUAAGGCAAAUGAAAGUAUUGUAAUAAGGCUAAUACAUUCAGCAUUAUCCAAGUUACUAGGAUUUGUACUGCCACCAGAGAAAUGUUUUUUAGUUUUAUUUUAAUUAAAAAAGUGCAUUCUCUGAGGACUUACUGGACUCAAUGUUAUUACAAUAUCUGGUUCUUUUUGAUCAUGGAAUCCAUUUAAUGUAGAUUAAUAAUUGCCUUCUACUUGUGGUAAGGGCAGUGAGAAGUGUUGUUCAUUUCAUUACCUCUUAUAAAGAGACUCAGUUAAACCGGUCAUAUUACUGUUUUGAUUGGAUGAGAUUUAGGUUUGCAAAAGGUCUUCUCAUAUAGGCUUAAUUGUCAGUUAUUGGUAUUGGCCUAGAAUUAUAUAUACUGUUAAUGAUAUAGAUAUGAAAAUAUGUUUGUUGCAAGAUUGUUUAUACUGUUGUUUUUUGUUAAUAAAAAAUUGAUUGUUGCAUGGUAGCAGGGAGUCUUUAUACGUAAACCUUUUGAAUAAGUAAUUUUAUGGAUUUAAGAAGGGUGUAUAGAAGUGAUUACUUCACUGUAAGAACAAACUAACUGUCUACCUAUCGAUAAAGUUCACCCUCGGGAGCAUCCAAAAAGCUUUAUUUGCAAAUUGUCUUUAUUAACUGGUUAAAAUAUAUUGUCUUUAGUUUCAGGCGAUCUCUCUUCACAGCUAGUCUGUAAAAGAGCAAAGAUCUAAUUGUAUUUUCUCAUUUAACAAAAAAAGGACAUUAAUUUUUAACUUUUUCACAGUAAAAAUUGCUACAUUUUCUCUGGAAAAAUGGAUUAAAAGAAAUAUUUCUCAUUCAAAUGGGGAAAAAUGAACUUUUCCAUAUGGGAUUUUAUAUCUCUACACCAUCCCCUAAACAUUCACAAAUGAGAUGAAUUGAAAAGUGCUUGCCAGAAUCAAUUCUAGAGAGUUUUCCUUUAUGUUAAAAUGUAGAUUCCAUUGUUUUGUAAAUACUGAUGUCCCUACUUGACAUGAAAAGCAAAAUGUUAUAUAGUUUAUAUCUUGCUUUUAGCUCACCUGAACCAAAGAUUUACGAUGAGCUGUUAGUACAUGUUGAUAGUCCGGCUUCUGUUAUCUAUUUUUCACAGUUUUGUAUAAACAACUUUUUCUCAUGAACUUCUUCUUGUGAACCACACAACGGAAUUUGAUCAAAGUUGGUUAAAAGCUUCCUGGCAUUGAUUUCUAAGGUUUGUUAAAAUGUUUUGGUUUUGCCGCAGGACUUUAAAUAGAAAAAACAACAACAAAAAAACAAAACAUUUAAAUGAUUUAUUGAAAUAAACUGCCGGAUGGAUCUUGACCAAACUUCUUCUGUAGUGUUCACAAACUAAGCACCCAAGAUAGAAACACAAAAGAAAAAUCCUUUAAAUUGGUUUUAAUUAGGGUAAAAGCCAUCAAACCAUGUGUUCUUGUGAACCAUUUGCUGAAUUUUGACCAGACUUUUGCCUCCACCUCAGUGUUUUUCAUUUGAAGCUAAAGGACCUGUCAUGAUAAUUGGCAAUUAUGUUUAAUCAAAAAUAUUCUGGUAUGCUAAUACAACAUGCUCAAGUCAGCUAUAUAGUUCCUGCUAGCACAAACCAGAGAAGUAGGAAUCGCGUAAUUUAUGUAAAAUUUGGAACUUUUAAAAUUGCCAGUUGCUACCUUGCUUUUUCUAUAACUUUGUUAUUUAGGUGAGCGAUGUAGAGCUGCAUGCGGCCCUCUUGUUCAUUAAUUUGAUACAUUGUAAAUAUACAUGUUUCUAAUUUUGAAACACAUUAUUUUGUAUAAUCAAAAGAUGUGCUACUUCUGUUCUUGUAAUAUCAAUAUAAAUCUAUUAUACUGUGUGUGAUUUAACCAUGGCUUGUUGAAGAGGUAUUCAAAAUAUGCUAUUAAUAUUGAAAUAAAAUAUUUGAACUAUG
Molecule: messenger RNA, 10959 nt
Organism: Mercenaria mercenaria
Lineage: Eukaryota; Metazoa; Mollusca; Bivalvia; Venerida; Veneridae
Product: mitogen-activated protein kinase kinase kinase 2-like
Exons: 12
Coding region: 1337-2923 (528 amino acids)
Biological process (GO): protein phosphorylation
Molecular function (GO): protein kinase activity; ATP binding
Source: RefSeq, a predicted model, not a curated record